Messenger RNA from Endocarpon pusillum Z07020, 1701 nucleotides. RefSeq lists its product as uncharacterized. Bases 1 to 1701 code for a protein of 566 amino acids. NCBI's taxonomy places the organism in Eukaryota, Fungi, Ascomycota, Eurotiomycetes, Verrucariales, Verrucariaceae. The record is from RefSeq and is a predicted model, not a curated record. The transcript has 3 exons.
AUGGCAGCCGCCGAGACGAACGAUAUGGAUAACGCUUUUGACGACCAUCCUUCACUAUCUGCCUCCCUUGAGGACUUCGAGGAGCACCAGACUCGCUCUCCACUUUUCGAUCUACCUUCACAACAUUCCGGCUUCAAAUCAGAACCAGACGACUCGGAUAUAGAUGAAAGAUCGAGCAACGGAGCACCUUGGUCGCCACCAGGAUUUCGAAGACAUGCUCGGGGGGGAAGCAGAGGCGCAGGAUCAUGGUUCAGACACGAUCCAUACGGGACAGCUCAGCGCUUUGAGUUGAGGCCUUCGAUAAGUCCUUCGAGAUCGCGGCAGACGAGUCCAGAGUACGAAGAUGCAAGAGGUGGCGAUGAAGAUCUCACCAUCCCAGCGAACAUACCUCUCCCGGCCGGGACGGAUUCACCACUGAAGGAGAGGUCGCCCGAACCAAGAGCAGCCAAGGAUGAGUUUGCGCCUGCAUUUGCAGAGGAAGAACAGAAGGCUGUGAAUGAUACGAAUAAUUACAUUCGUUUUGCUGUGAGAGCAGAGGUACAACACCGCGAACCUUUCAUGGCGUUGUUCAAUUUCCUUCGAGAAAGGAUCGACUUGAUGACCAAAACAAAAUCCUCGACAAUGAUGACCAUAAUUCUAUCACUAUUCUCGAUAUCUAUAAUACGCAUGCUCUUCGUCCCUCCAAUACCUCCACCUGUUCCAGAUCUAGUCAAACUUUCCACCCUGGCCAAGUCCUUCGAGCCGCUGAUCUUCUACUCGGAAAACGGCUACACGCAAAUUACCGCUCUUCAAGAAACCAGCGUCGCAGUGUGGGACCUAGGGGAGUCCGUGCGAAGCGCAAACAUGACCUCGGCCCCCCUAAUCGUGCGCUCCCUGGACGAACUGUCCGAAAGCCUCAAAACCUUGGGGUUGGAACUAAACCGCUUCUUCGCCGACGUCGACUCGGACGUCGACAGCAUCCUCCUCGUGAUGGACUGGGCGAAACGGGAGCUCUCCGGCGUAGCCAACCCGCAAGGCCCCGCCAUCCCCUCCCUGAUCUUCGACAACAUCCACAACCUCCUCAACCGCGGCAGCCUGUUAGAGAACGGCGGCAAGCCCACCCUCUUCGGCCGGCUGAUCACCGAGAUCUUUGGCUCCAGCUCGCCGCAACGCACGCGCACCGCACUGACGCGCACCUUCCACGAAUUCCUGAACGUGCUGGAAGAAUCCAUCAACAGCGAACUCACGCACUCGACCGCGCUCGUGGUGCGCGAGUCGGACGCACAGGAGCGGCUGGAAAACGACCUCCUCUCGUCGCUGUGGACCAAGCUGGUGGGUCCCAACGCCGCCAUGCUGCGCAAGUACGACAAGAACCGGCAGCUGCUGGCCAACGUGCGCGCGCGCACCGUCAGCAACAAACACCUGAUCAUGGAGCACCACGGCCGCCUGCAGACGCUCAAGGUCAGCCUCGAGACGCUGCGCCGCAAGCUCGUCAGCCCGCUGGUGCGGCGCAACGAUAGUGUUAGUGUCGGCGUCGACUGCGUCAUGGUCAUCGAGGACCAGAUCCGCGGCCUCGAGGGCACCUAUCAUUACCUGCGCGAUGUCAGGGAGCGCCAGAAGGCCAAGCUGAUGGAGAUGGUGUAUGGAGCCGGGUCGAGGAGGAGUGGCAUCGUGGGCGUGGCUGGGGGCGGGGUGGGGGGGGGGGGUAUCGAGGCGCGGUAA